This is a messenger RNA of Penicillium verhagenii, 2733 nucleotides long. RefSeq lists its product as uncharacterized. The record is from RefSeq and is a predicted model, not a curated record. The coding region runs from base 1 to 2733 and encodes 910 amino acids. Gene Ontology annotation, biological process: transmembrane transport. Lineage: Eukaryota; Fungi; Ascomycota; Eurotiomycetes; Eurotiales; Aspergillaceae. Gene Ontology annotation, molecular function: oligopeptide transmembrane transporter activity. The transcript is spliced from 2 exons.
AUGUCGUCUGUCGACGAAAUGAACGAUGUCUCGACGGAGAAAAUCGCCAGUGAUGAGAAGGCCGUGCCGGUCACGAUGGUCAAUGUUGAUGAGAAAGUGCAUGACCUAGCCGAGAGGCUUGUGGCCAGCAGUGAUGAAAUGGCACCGAUUGAAGAUAUCGAGUACGUGAUGGACAAGAUCGACACUUUGUCCGUUGAUGAGUGCAAGGAUAUCAUCACGAAACUUCUCAAGUACCAUGAGUACGACUAUAACCUCGGUAACGCUUUGCGAGAGAAGCUUGCACGCCUGAUCGAGGGACCUUCCGAGGGCCAGGAUCCCGAGGAAUGGGAGCUGCAGCUGAAGACUGAGACUGCCUUGAAUCACUUUUACUCGCCAUACCCCGAGGUUCGAGCUGUCACUGUGCCCACGGAUGAUCCAGAUAUUCCAUGCGAGACCAUUCGCGCUCACUUGCUUGGCUACAUUUGGGCCAUUAUUGCUCAAUUUACCAACUCGCUUUUCAACUCCCGUUAUCCUGCCAUCACUCUGAGUUCUUCCGUGGCACAAAUCUUGCUGUACCCAUGUGGUUUGUUUCUUGCAAAGGUUCUUCCCGACUGGGGCUUCACGUAUGCUGGCAAGAGAGUUUCUCUCAACCCUGGCCCCUGGACAUACAAGGAACAGGUACUUUCCACUAUCAUCGUCGACGUUGGUCUGACCUCUGCCUACUGCUUCUGGAAUAUUCAGACCCAAACUGUCUACUACCAGGACAAGUGGCUCACCCCUGGAUAUGGAAUUCUACUCUUGCUGUCAACCCAACUCAUGGGACUUGGCUUUUCUGGACUGCUUCGUCGCUUCGUGGUUUAUCCAAUCGAAGCUAUUUGGCCCAACAUCUUGCCCACCUUGGCUCUCAACAGAGCCCUAUUGGUUCCUGAAAAGAAGGAAACUAUCAAUGGGUGGACUAUCUCACGUUAUAAAUUUUUCUUCCUGGUCUUCAGCGGCAUGUUUGUCUGGUUCUGGUUCCCAGGCUAUAUUUUCACAGCUCUCAGUUACUUCGGAUGGAUGACCUGGAUCGCACCAAACAACUUCAACUUGAACAUGAUAACGGGCUCCAUGAACGGUCUCGGCUUCAACCCCAUUUCGUCACUGGAUUGGAAUCUUAUCUCUGUCUACUCCUAUCCGCUCACCUAUCCGUUCUUUUCCUACUCUCAGCAGUUCCUGGGCACACUUUUGGGUGGUUUCAUCAUCAUCGGAUUGUACUGGUCCAACACGAACUGGUCGGCGUAUCUCCCUCCAAACUCGUCUGGUAUCUUCGACAACACGGGAGCCUCUUAUAACAUUACAAGAGUUAUCAAUACCAGCACAGGAGUUCUCGAUGAAGCUGCCUACCAGGCCUACUCUCCUGCCUUUUACAGCGCUGGAAAUCUCCUGCUGUACGGCGCCUUCUUUGCUUUCUACCCACUCACCAUGGUUUUCAUCGUCCUGGAUUCCUGGCGACCACUUGUCAAGGCUUACAAGUCCAUGUCGAGGGCUGCCAUAUUAUCCAUUCGGAGCCUCAUCAUCGGUCUCAAGAAUGCAACCAAAUCUCUCGCCAAGGGUAAUGUGCGCGAGGCAGGUCAACAUCUGUACAAAAUCUUCGAUCAGGAGGGCUCAAUCUACGACGGCUUCGAUGACCCGCUCACUAAGCUGAUGCGCAACUACCCCGAAGUGCCUGACUGGUGGUUCUUGAUGAUUUCCCUGGUGGCUUUCAUCUUUGCCAUCGUUAUUCUGGUUAACUGGCCUGAGCUUGGCGCUCCUGUCUGGACUAUCUUCUUUGUGAUUGGUCUCAACUUGGUGUUCCUGAUCCCGAUGUCUUAUCUCUACGCACUCUCGGGUACGACGGAGGGCUUGAACGUCGUUACGGAGCUGAUCGUGGGAUAUGCGCUGCCUGGACACCCGGAGGCCCUCAUGUUCGUGAAGGCUUUCGGAUACAACAUCAACGGCCAAGCGGAUACCUACCUCUCUGAUCAGAAGAUGGGCUUCUAUGCCAAAGUGCCGCCGCGGGCCAUGUACCGCGGUCAAGUGAUGAGCGCUAUCAUUACGGCCCUUGUCGCCUAUGCCGUUGUGCAAUUUGCCGACAACGACAUUGCGGGCAUUUGUACUUCGGACCAGGUUUCCGAUUUCAACUGCGAAAACGGCUCCGAAGUUUACUAUUCAUCAUCCGUUAUCUGGGGUGCUAUUGGACCGAAGAGAAUCUUCAGCGAGUUCUACCCAACUAUGAAAUACACUUUCCUGUUUGGAUUCCUCCUUGCCAUUGCAUGGUGGGUUGUCAAGCGAUUCGGAUCACAUUUCCAGGAGGCGUGCAAGUCCAGAAUGCCUAGCGGUAUCUUCAACCCGAUCAAUACGUUGGUUUUCACACCCAUUUCGUGGCUCAAGCACGUCCACCCAUCUCUCGUCUUCAAUGGUUUCUUGUGGUGGGCUCCCGUCAACCUUUCUUACUUCAUGGGUGGUCUCUACUUUUCUGCUGCUUUCAUGUUCUACCUCAGGAGGUACAAGACUCAGUGGUGGGAAAAGUACAACUAUGUCCUCGCGGCAGCUCUCACUGGUGGUGUCGCGUUCUCCGGCAUCAUUAUCUUCUUCGCUGUGCAAUAUGUUCCGGUGUCGGUCGACUGGUGGGGUAAUAACGUGCUUGGAGCGACGAUUGACGGCGGCGCGGGCCAGCAGGCUUUGAUUCCCGACCUGCCUGCGAAGGGAUACUUUGGUCCUGACUCGUGGACCUGA